This is a messenger RNA of [Torrubiella] hemipterigena, 5052 nucleotides long. The record is from the annotation of a GenBank genome assembly. Lineage: Eukaryota; Fungi; Ascomycota; Sordariomycetes; Hypocreales; Clavicipitaceae.
CCUCUAGGCAAUCACAUAAAAAGAUAAUAUCAAAUAAUAAUAAUUUAUAUAUAGGGUCUUGGACCAGGCAAUUUUAUAACUCCUCACCGCUCGGCGUCCUCAUUCAUCAUCAUGGCAGAUCAACAACCCAUGACCUUGGAUGCGUUUGUUAGCGCCGCAGAGGCUGGUGAUUUAGCAGUCGACACUCAUGAAGACUUGGUACGCCUAGCAUUCUACUACCAGAAGUAUAAUGAGGGUAUCUUUGAUGCGCUAGAUGAAUUCAGCAGCCACGGCUGGUCCUUUGGUCAAGAAGACCUAAAGUUCAAUCGAAGUUUGGACAUGUUCUACUUUGCUCAGAUCGAGGCAUGCAUCCACAGCACAUACGAACUUGGGGACGGCUCGCUUGAAGACUUGCUAGACGACUAUGACGCUUUCCAUGCACACUUUCACGACUUCUUCCGCGAGGACACCUGGAAGCAAUUCUACUCGCCAGAGUUCCUCGCGCAGCCUGCAUCCAUCCACUUCUACCGCCUCCCGAAUCUGCAAGACCUAACAUACACACAUAGUCCAAUAGGCGACCCACGAGACACAGACCCGGGACACUAUACCAAGCUUCCUCGCUGGGCCUAUUGCGUGCGUGCCACCAAGUACAGACAACCCACACUCCCCGUCUCGCUACUAUACAAGCUUGCCAUUUCUACUCUCCAGGAGACCAUUGAGUCUCAGCGCAAAGAGAACCAUCUAGUCCGCCCAUACUCGGAAACCCAGACGAAAUACUGGCUGAAGCAUUUCAACGUAGCUAUGGAGCGGGAGCCUCGAACCAAGAGAGAUUCCAUGUGGAUAUGGAGACCGCAUGAAAUCGGUCUCGAGGUAGCAAGAGGCCACUUUGAGAUAUGGCAGUGGGAGGCAUGGUACUCACCUGAAGCAUGGGCCGCAACAACAUACGUCGAGCCAGAUCUAGACGGAUCGAAGGAAUCCGAUAUUCGAGGGACUGGCUUCCCCGAUGGAGGAGCUGGUGUCUAUGCAGGCCUAAGAGGAUGGGAGCCGGAGGUGGGAAGCGAAGAAGAAGUGGUAUUCCUGACAGAAGUGGCUAUAAAAGAAACCGAGGGGGUGGAUGCCAGCAUGUUGGACUAUUCGAUCCGUUCGCAUAUGCUGCUGGCCGUUCUGUAUGCUGCGUUUUCGACGCAACGGGAAGCCUUUAUAAAGGAUUUGAAGAAGCGCAUAGUUGCUGGAGGAAGACUAGAGACCAAAGAAGAGGCCGAGCAAUGGAUACGGGAGGCAUUAAAGGUCAUGGAGCCAUAUAUAUCAGAGGAUCAGGAGUGGCCGACCUCUGAAAAGAAUCGAAGUGAGCUGCUGCGGCGCAUUCUCCUCGAUAAUGGGCAGUUGUUUGCGAGAUGGGGAUGGCAUUUUGGAAGUAGAGGGCCGCCCAAGGCGUGUGUGUUUAAUCUUGGGCCAGGAAAGUAGAAACAAACACUGGGGUAGAGUCUUAUCAAAUAAUCAUAUCAUUUCUAACAUCUGUACUGUACACUAUCUAGAAUGCUGAAAACAGCCUCAGCCAGUGUCCUCUUCUCUCCUUCUCCGGAUCUAAACUUGAAAUUUGCAUUUCCAACAUCUACGUAGUCUUGCAGCAUUACCGUUUAAACACAAAAAGUCCUUCAUCCAUCAUAACACAUCAGUUUAUAGUUUCGGGUCCGUCUCUUCAAACGAGCUAAUGUCCGCGUACGGGCGUGGCCCUGAGCUGGCUGCCAGACCAGCCUUGAAGCUGCGGACAUCUGUAAUCUCAACAGCCGCAUUGAUGGCGCAGGCACCGUUGACGGCAGUGUUGGGUUCCACGGGCAGCGGCUUUUGGGAUAGGCCAAGUUCCUUAAUCUGGCUGACCAGCUCCUCGAUAUCUGUGGCAGAGGCCUUUCCUGUCUCCUUAAGGUAUGCCUCUAGCUCGUCGAGGCUCUGGCGCUGCUCCUCGGGCACAUCGGCAAAGCCGGCCUUUGUAAGGGCUUCAACCGUCUUCGUGUUGCGCUCCUCGGCGCCUCGUGCGUGCAAGUGAAUUGAAAGACGGGCGCGGGCCUUGGACGACGGGUGCAGGUAGUGGUUGUAGAAUUCCUGCAUCUGCUCCUUGGUAAGAGUCUUGAUGAGCUCUGCAUCGAGUUGGUCUAUUACGAUUUUGUUAGUAUUUUUUGUGGAUUCAUAGUGUUGGAGAAAAAGACAUACGCUGCUCAAAGUCAAAGUACUCGCUGCUGAUUUGGCCCCAUUGGCGGGCUGUCUCUUGGUCGAGGUUCUUGGGCUUCUCUAGGCGCUUGUUGAUCAAGCUUCGCUUGUGGCCCUCAAAGUCGCUGUCGCUCAUGUCGUCUAGGAUCUUGCCAAACUGCACAAUGAAUGCUUCCACACGCUUGUCCAGGUAGUCUGGGGUUCGUUCACUCUGAAUCAGGAAACGGUAUCCACAUGUUGUGGCAAAGCUUCGUACGCCAGUAAAUACAAUGUAGCCGAGUUGUUCCUUUGUUCGGAGCUGGUCAAAUGCCGGCUCAUGGACCAUCUGGUCGAUCAGGAGAGUCUUGGCGCGGGCAUUGCGGUCGCCGCGGUCACCCACGUAGAACCAAGUCUCAAUGCAGUGGUUGAUGUUGGCUGGGUCUUUAAGUUCCUUCUUGUACACAAAGUUGGAACCUGCGGGGAGAAUCAGCGAGCGGGCAAUAGGCCAUUGGGUCUGAGGGAGGCUGCGAGCCUUGAGGAUAGACGCAAUCAUAUCGCUAACAUGGAUAGCAUCGGCUCUGUACAUGUUGCCAUGGACGUAGACCUCGAAAUGAAGUUGCGAGAGAGCUUGCUUUUGGAACUGGCGGACGUGGUCCGAAGUAACACCUCGCAGCUCUUCCGCAAGUUCUUCAAUAGUGAACUCCUUUUCGGCGUUGAGCCACCAGAUGCAGUCUCCAACUUGCUGGUAGGCUGACCGAAGCUGCCAGUUUUCGUACUCGCGGAUCAACCGCUCGCGGACAAUGUCAAAUCUGUUAUCCUUGAUGUCAAGGUCUCGCAUAGUUGUAGCGACUCUCUCCAGCAACACAGGCAGCUUAUCAUUGUAGCCUGAGAUUUCCAGGAAGAGGCCACGCGCGUCAUCAGAAACAGUAUACUGGAGACCAGCAAGUUCCGCAUCGUAGGAGUACUCUUCAAGAGCGUCGCGAACCAGCUCGGUGAAUAGACGGCUCUUGAUACUGUUUUCGGCGGUGGCAUGGGUGAUGGGUGUUCGAAGGCUGACAAUCAAAUUGGCCUUGGGGACCCAGAAGGUAUCGUCCUUUUUGAACCAAAUACGACAGUCGGCAUCAUUACGCAGCAGACGGGGUGCAAAGGCGGGAGUGGCCACCUCCUUCUUCUCUACUUCUAGCUUAGAAGGGAUGAAGCUGUUCUUGUGAGGCAAAUGAAGCUCGGGGAGGCGGUUAGCUUUCGUAACGUUGACUGCUGCCUUCAACUCCGCCAUAAAGUCUGCUGGGAUCUUUUCAGCAGUGUACUCUGUGCCAUACCACUUCUCCUUCUUUUCCCAUGUGCCUGGGAAGCUUCUUGAUACAAUGCUCAUGCGCAGGUUUUCUGGCUCAAAGAGCUUGAGUGUUUCGUUAAUCCACGCAGGCUCAAACUUUCUUAACCGGCUGCUUCCACUCAACAACCACUCGCGAGGUAGCGGCUUCUGCAUGAUGGAGCUGGUCUUGCUAGUGAAUCGGCUAGCUGGGGUCUUUUGCUUGUAUUUAAAGUCGACAUCCGCCAUACCCUUUUGCUCCUCGAAAAUCCAUUCUUCCGGAGCAGACUCGCGCAACAGCGAGAUGUAUUGAAAGAAAAUCUUGACAAUUUCCUUGUAGUGGUUAAGACCCUCCUCGGUAAGGCGGACAGAAAUAUCGAACAUAGAGGGUGAGCCUGGGCAGACAUCGUAACCACCAGCGGACAGUCCGUUAGCCCAUCCCUUGCCCUUGAUGUAAGCCAUGAUACCGCCAGGGCCCUCGUGGCCGACGAGAUGAGCAACGUAUCUACUAGGGGGACCAGUAAACAUUUGCUCCUCAUUUAAGCAGGGAAACACUAGAUUUAGCUCCCGUGAGUCCAUGACGGGCUUGGCGAACCACUGAAGGCCAAGCUCGCUCUUUCUGAAGGGAGGCUCAUCUUCCCAUCUGUUCUGGGCAAGGUUCUUGUUGACAACGUUGGAGAAGAAUUCGAUGACCCAUUUUUGCAGUACAUCAAGAGACUCGCGUCCCAAGACGACGAGCUUCAUGAUAUUUGCAGAGUAGUGCUUGUCGUGAAACUCCAUAAACUUGUCGCGAACAUUGAUGCCCUGCGCUUCGGGAAUUGUCUUGAGCACUUCAAAAUUGCCAGUAGAAAAAUGGCAAUACGGAUGAUUAGGGUUAGACAACGACUUGUCGAGCUGAUACAGGCGCCAGGUGUCAUUCUGCAGGUUCUUCUUGUUUUCCGAGUCGACCGCCUUCAGCUCUCUGUCCAGCGUGCUUGACAGGAACAACGGUUCGAUAAAGAAUUGUGCGAAUCGGUCGAGCGCGCCUCUCAGAGGGGAAGGAUUUGAGUCGGAAGCCUCGCCAUCGUUGGCGGGUUUGGCGGCAACCUCGAAGUAGUAGUUGGUUGAGGUACCAGCGGUGUAGGCGUUGGAGUAGCCGGAAUUGGCUGACAGGUACUGGCCGUACUCGUUCUCGAUGGGAUAUUUCUUGGUACCCAUGAAAAGCAGCUGGCAGAAUCGUAAUGUCAGCAUAUUGCAUUGUCAAAAUAAAUAGGACGAAUAACGUACGUGUUCGACGGCGUGGGCCAUUCCAGGCAUGCUCUCCUCGUCGCUGAAGUUGCCGACAUGGACAUCAAGAGCAGCACUGGCUUUGUCGGUCUCGCCAUCGUGGACCAGCAUAGCCUCGAGACCAUUUGGAAGGCGAAUAACACGGUACUCCCGUGUAUCCAAGGACGGCUUUUCUAGAGAAUCUGUCAAGAUCUCGACGGCAGCCUCACGGCUGUUCACCGGCAAGCUGUCGGCAGAAGGCAUCGUCAGACGGCCCAGUGGUGAUCAAUGGAAAGCAAAUUGACCGGAAGAAGAAACAGAAUCCCACUUUGUAC